AAUGGAAACGUCGGGGUCAAAAACAUCAACAAGAUGGAAGCAAUGCCCUUGCGCAAUAACCAUUAUCUACUACUUGCCUAAGGCACAAUUAAAGAAUGAUGAGCCUAACAUGUACUUAAGUUUAAGCGGACCUUUCUAAUCAACUCACCUUCAAGAAUCCUCCUGAGUUGAUGAAAUUCGACCUACACCGCUCCUUUUGCAUUUUCUUUCCAACAUGACCAAUUUUGCGGCUUCUCAAGUAAAUAGUCCAGACUUCUACCGCUAAACACGUUGGGAGUGUGGCAGACUGAGGCUACAGAGGCGGCAUAAAAGACUUAAAUAAUGACCCUAUCAUCAUUUGGUAAUAGUAUCUCGUAUAGACGACCUAGCGAGAUACUAAUAGGAUAAGAUGGCCAACUUACAGCUCCCCUGCGAGGGGAUGUCGGUGCCAGGUAGAAAUCGCAGCCCGUUACGAAGCUCAAGGAAUUCGUCAAUUAGGUACCUAGAAUUGUCUUCAGCUAUCAGUGAAGAAAAUCAACAAAAGGUCUGGAGUUGGCUCGACAGUGCUACGAAUAAUAAGCAAGAUCCCAACCUGCUGGGUCCUUUUCCAGAUUGGAUACCUCGCAAAAUUUACUCACCAUCUUUGCCUGGAGACCUGCCUCAGAGCGGUGGACUUACUGACAUAGUGGACGCGCCUGUGGAAAAACCCUCAUCUUUUUCUACGGGCAGAUCACGCAGUGCUUCACCUGUUCUCCGAAGAAAAUCCUCUCGUUUACUUGUCACUCACAACAAGCUUAAGCGCGUUCGCUUUGCUGACCUACCCGAUAUGUACCCUACUCCUGCGAAGACUAUCGCCUCUCUCGAAAUGGAGCCUGCUAGAGGCCGAACGGCCACCAAAGAGCCUGGCCGAGAACCCUUCCACGCGCGAGUCGCAUCACAGCCUCAGUUGCCCAAGCCAGAGGAAUUCGGUGCGUCACAGCAUCAGUACGCUAAGAAGUACUCGAACACACUUGGCCAUACUCGCAACAACAGUGUGCCGGCGGUUCAACAGUAUCCGCAGCAACCUGGCAGACAGCCGACUCCCGAGCGAGGUCGUAAGCUACAGAAGACUUAUGAAUUCCAGUCAGACGAGAGCGACAAAGGUCUCAGCCCUGUCGCUGAGGCGACAAUGGACAACCAUCUUCCCCAUGCGACGACAAUGAACGAUAUCAUUGCUAGACGUGACACCGAGGCACGUGACCAUUCUCGCUCUAUGUCACGACACAAGUCGCCUAAGCCGUCUUCCUCAGUUGGUGCUCAAGCAAGACGUCGCCCUCCUCCGCUUGACCUUAACGAAACUCACCGGUAUGGAGUGGUGGUUCGUGGCAAUGCCCAGCCUGUGCAUAACCCCGUCUAUUCACCUUACCCCGAACAGGGACAGCAAGGACAACAACAUCAAUUUGUUCAGUACCGUAGCUCUUCGGUGUACAUGGAUGACACCCCCUUGCCAUACUACGAUGAGCCUUCGCCUAGUCCCCUUCACGUCCCCACUACGAGCGAGAUGCGAGGACGAGCGGAUAGCAUUCUGCAGGGUUACAAUGUCUGGAAAGACUCCCAGUCUGGCGUCGGAACACCCAUGGGCGGACUCGAACGUACCCGUUCCACGACUGCGAUGGAGCAUGGCCACCCUUCGGAGAUGAUGAAGGCUGGUGAUCGAGUGUCUUUAGGCCCUUCGCACGACGGAGCCACUUUGGCCGGUACUCCCGUCCAAGAGAGAUUCAAGGAGGUCGAGGCACCUCUUUUUACGCCCUUAACUCCGUACCUUAUGCACACGCGAAUGGGAUCGAAGACCAUGAUCGGCAACAAGGGAUGGCUUGAAGACACAGCCGAGCAGGCUAAGAAGCCCACAGCGAAGAAGAAGGAUGCGAGCUUCAUGGACACCUUCAAGAAGACGGCUCGAAAGAUCGCAGCCGAGAUGACGGAGUUCCGAGGCGAGAAGCCGCGCACGCACACAGCGCGCGAGCUGAACAUCUCGCUGGACCCGCGCGAGCAGAGCCUGCUGUACUGCGAGCUGGAGUUCAUCCUGAGCAACGCGCUGAGUGCGUACAUCAACCUGCAGCUGCACAGCGGGCGGCUGAACCCGCACGUGCACGCCAAGAUCUCGGACGCGUGGGAGCAGAAGGGGCGGCCCAAGGUGAUCGGGUUCCGGUACGACCUCGAGACGCAGAUCGACAUGAUCGCCGCGCACGUCGGCAGCUUCCGCUUCUACGGCCCGCACCAGGCCGACCACGACGUCGUCAAGGGCUGCCUGUACGGCAUGAAGGUCAACGCGCGAUCCAUGCGCAUCCACACGUACUGCCAGCCCGACCCCGUCAUCGCGAAGCACAUCCUCGACGCGCAGGCCCUCAUGCGGCUCCUGGACAGCCCGGACAGCGUGCAGGUGCCGCUCGCGGAGGUGUCGCAGUUCUUCAAGGUGGUGCUCGAACGCGAGAAGGACGCGCGCAAGAAGCGGCUCGCGGAGAAGGCGGGAGCGGCCGCGGGGACCGCGGGCUACGCCCCGAACAAGGGCCCCCGGCCCCAGAACCAGGGCCAGGACCCCGAGAACCUGAGCCCGCCGAAGGGAAAGCAUCCGGGCGAGUACCGCGUCAAGAACCAGAUCGGCGUGCCGGAGGGCGAGCGCGACUUCAGCGGUCCGGUUCUCGAGCCGAAGGUUUAUGACCCCUUGCGAUCGAAUCCGCCGAUGGGCGGACAGCGCUAGUGAGAUAGGCGUUGGUGCUAGGGUCGUUUUUGAGUUUGUGUUUCAGAGGUUACGUUACGAGUUGAUGAGUGAUGAAUGAUGUCGCUUAACUUCUACCUAUGGUUCGCCUUUCGUCGACGGGAGGAGAGGCCAACACUUACUUUUUCUCGAUACCCCCUUUUUUCUUUUUUGAGGGACGGCCUCAUUAACCAGAUACCCACGCCCCUCCUCCUUUUUAAUACCGGAGGGUAAUGUUCUUCGUUUUGCGUUUUGAUACGACGUUGUCUAGCUCCGUCUCCAAGAAGACACUUCUGCGCCGAUGAGAAGAGCCUUUGGCAAACAUCGAUGAGACGGAAUUAGUCUGGAAUGCGUCACUUAGAUGGCCGCGGUAUAAUUGUUGCAGCCUGCCCGGUCCGCCUGUGUUUUCUUCUUCUUUUCUUUUCUUCUCGGUUUCUUGAUUCUUAUAGGUGGCAUUUCGACUGAGUGGCCUCGCCUCCUUUCGUAUCUUACGAAAGGUAGGUGUAGACAAUCUCUCAUUCCCAACCUUUUCCCAGUGACCUUGUCUCUGUCAUUCUUGUGGAGGAGAUCG
This is a messenger RNA of Annulohypoxylon truncatum, 3284 nucleotides long. RefSeq lists its product as uncharacterized. Bases 389 to 2716 code for a protein of 775 amino acids. The record is from RefSeq and is a predicted model, not a curated record. NCBI's taxonomy places the organism in Eukaryota, Fungi, Ascomycota, Sordariomycetes, Xylariales, Hypoxylaceae. The transcript is spliced from 6 exons.